This is a messenger RNA of Meloidogyne enterolobii, 255 nucleotides long. The record is from the annotation of a GenBank genome assembly. Lineage: Eukaryota; Metazoa; Nematoda; Chromadorea; Rhabditida; Meloidogynidae.
AUGGUUGACGCUUAUUUGACUCAUGGUUCGAAACUUGUUGACAUCACUAAUGAAUUUUUUAAAGCCUGUGAAGAAUUGGAAACUGGCGAAUUUUCUAUGUCAAAUGACUUUAAAAUUUCCCAUGCUAUGAGUGCUAUAGAAAUUAUGGAUCCGAAGAUGGACUCUGGAAUGGACUUUUUUGAAUGGAAAAUGCUUAAUUUCACUGACAAGGCAAAACUUACACAGGUAUUAUUUUUGACUAAUUUCUUGAAGUAG